CGGUCAUGACCAACCACCGACUUUAGUGCACUUUGGUCUUACGUAGCAUCUCGAUUCGGAGAAGAAAGUGUCCGCGUUGCGCUGCCUCUUCUUCGGUGCAGAUGGGCGUAGGAAAAACAGUCGAAAAAGCGAAGUGAACUCCAUUUGCAGGCGCGCCGUAAUUAAACCCGCACCGAAUGCUGAAAAAGGUGGUGAAUUUUUCUCCGUCACUGUACGACGGCAAGCAAAACCCUCCUCCGGUGCUGUGUGAGUGCGUGUGUGUGUGUGAAUGUGCGCGAGUUUCUUCGGUGGGCCGUUGAAUCCAUCGCAACGACCUCACAAGUUUGUGUCCCUCGGCGGAACACAACAAAAGACGUAGUUGCAGCUUGACUUAAGCUCGCGGGCGGAAAAGGCAAAGCGAAGAAGAGGAAGUAGCAGCAUAAAGGCUAGAAGUGAUAAUGAAUCGUCCAAGUGUGGUGAUAGGUCGCUAAUCUUCGCUGGUUACAGACAACAACCCACAGUUACACGUACGUACGUAGGUACCGCCGAGAAUCAAGCAGAGCCUACACAUGCUGUGAUGUGAUAAAGCGAGCUGCAAACGAAGGGAGGAACCCACGUUCGAGCUACCGCAGUGUCCGCUACUAUUUGUGAUCUUUCGUUGCCUGUGGGAUGUCACCUGGCGCGACCCGAAAGUGUCAUCCCAUCGUCCCAUCGCGUCUUGUGCGGAACGGAUUCAAGCAAUCAAGUGUGGUCCACGAUUUAUCACAGCUGCUGUGAUCGUAGUGUGCUAUGUAUGUAAGCCUAGUGUAUAUCGUUGGCCUUUAACGCAAUCCCAGACAAGUGUUGUUGAUUUUCUAAACUGUGCACGUUUGCGAUGCAUUUUGCUAUCCACUAUCGAGCUUCCGGUGUGAAUUUGAUAGCGUGAGUAAAAGAAAACAGACUUCGAUUCGUUGCGGUUGCCGUAUCGCCGCAACCCCGUACGGUAGAAUUUAGGAAUCGUUUGUGAACUGCAACCCUACCCCCCCACCAACCAACCAGCACCAUGUGGACUCCAUCGUAUGACAUCAUAGUCGAAACGUUGACCGGAUCCGAGUUCGAGGUGACGGUCAACGAUCGGGACACGGUUGGAUAUCUGAAGUCGGAAAUUCAGAAAUAUGAAGGCAUUCCGAUCAGCCAGCAGCAUUUGCUGUACAAUCACAAGGAGCUUAGCGAUUCGAUGGAGAUGAAGGACAUCCCGCUGGUGAAGGGUUCGCGGGUGAAGCUGGUGCUCGGCAUGAAGGGAGGCCCGAUCUCUUCCAAGCGGCUUUUUACCAUCUCCUCCGACUAUGACAACUGGCUCGACAUGAGCGAUGUACUGUCCAGUGAGGAUCUAAUAAACCUGCAGAGUCCGGGCUUGAAGCUGCUGCUCUACAAAGACAACAAAAAGAACGUCCAUCGGUUGAUGAAGGUGCGGGCCGAGAAGGCUUGCGAUGGCAUGAAGGGAUCGAUGUCCCGCUCGAUUAUAGGCAGCGGUGCUUCCGGUCAGGGUUCGUACGGGCCCGGCAGCAACCUCAUCAGCCAGAAGGAGCGUGAUGCUGCAAUCACUAAGCAGAAAAUGGAUCAAAUUAAGGCUAAGUUAAGUAUGAAAAAGAAAAGACUGGGCGGUGAUAAGGCGGCAGGAAGCGAACAGCAACAGCAACCGCCAUCCGCAACGGGACAGCAGCAGCAGCAGUUGGAGGAUCGUGCUGGGUCUAGUGCGAACGAAGUGUUUGAUGGCAAUGGUAGUAGCAGCAGCAGCAGCACCAGCACCAGCAAAGCACUUCGUAAUUCGUCCCAGUACAGACACAAGAAACGACAUCACCAUUAUCACCACCAUCAGCACCAUCAUCAUCCGCAUCAGCAUGAGACUGUAAUCAAAGAGGAAAAGACACCGAUCGGGUACCGGCCAGCGACGGGUGGAGGUGGUGGAGGCCCUGCACUCGUAGCCAGCGGACACAACGCAUCCAUGGUAGGAACGAUCGGUUCCAUGCUACCGAGUGCGGCCGGCAGUGCGAGCGCCACCUCACACCGCAACUCCAUGCCAGCUGUGAUUGAUGUUGGCCGGUCGGAGCAGGAGGAGGCUGUACCACCGUUUAGCUACGGGUUGGUAAACCUUGUGCACGGUACAGCUACCGCCGGCCGUUCGCCAACGCUGGAGCUGGAGAAACGUUCCCAAAUCCGGGAGCAUCUGCAGCGAAACCGUUCCUUCAAGACGAUCAGUGCGAAGAGCUUGGACUUUGCGCGCGAAGGUUCGCCGCAGGUGGGAGGAGGAGGAAGCGGUGGUGGUGGUGGUGGGGAUCGCCACACUGGAUCGGCCGGUCUCGAGCGAUCGCUCUCGUUCCACUCGAACGGCAUACUUAGUCGCAUGGGGUCGGAAACGACACUCGAUGGUGGUGGUGGCGGCGGUGGGUUCAGUAACAUUCGGCGCUGUACCGCCGCUGGUGGUGGUAGCCAGCUGCGUAAUAAUCACACGACGACUAGUCUAGGCACACGGCUCACCACGAACGGAGGGGCCGGAGCUUGUACGACGCAGUCGCUGCACAAGCUGGACGAGAGCCGCGUCUCAUCCGCCUCGCUGCACGAUCUGAUCGAGCUGCUGAAGUACACCCAAUCGAAACAGCGCACCAUUUCGAACGAUUCGCUCAACAAGCUCAUGCUGAACUACUCGAAGAAAGUGUACGUGCCGCACCAUCUGUACCAUUCGCAGGCGGGGAAGAAAUCGCUCCCCGAGAUCAAUCCCUCCCUAAACAACAUCGACGAAUAUCUGUCGGACUACGAUUUUGGGCUGAAGGCGGCUGGCACGGGCGCGGGGGGAGCAACGACCACGACCGCCGCAGCCACAACAACAGCAGCGGCGGGCGCAAUACCGAAAAUGGCGACGAGAAGCGAAGAUUCGCUGAACUGCAAGAUUGCUUCGGCGGAGUACGCCUUCAAGAAUGCGGGAGGCAGCAGUGCGGGAGUGGACAAAUCGUUUCGCACACUGUACAAAGCAACGUCCGAGGAUAGCAGCGUUUACGAGCUACCGAAGUUGCUGAUUCGUGAGGAUUCGCCGGUCGAAUCGUUCCUCGGGUCUUACUCGCAGCUGGAAACGGUCGCAACGCGGCGAGGCGAAUCGCCGAAAAACAGUUUUGCGUCCUCGGCCCAUCUGCAAGACCUUGAAGGUACGUCGGAUACGGUCGUCGACCCUGAUCUGGCCCCCCCCGCUCUCACUGCAAGCACAUCGACAGCGGCGAUCGUCGGUGAAGCGAAGCUGGCAUCCGAAUCUUUGCUGCAGUUCGCACAAAUAGCGGCCGAGAGCGUUAAAUCUACUAAGGCCGCCGCUGCUGCCGCUGCCGCCGCCGCCGCCGCCACAUCGUUAAGCUCGAGUUCGCUGUGCGGGAGUAACUGUAGUCUCGCUGCUGCUGGAAGUACGGCUGCUGCGGUCGGUGGUGCCGAUGGGACGAGCUUUGCCGGGACGGCCCUGAAUGGGAAGAACGGGUGCGCUUCUGCUGCUGCUGCUACUGCCUGGUGCCAGCUUUGGAAUCAUGGGCAGGAACCGCCACAACAGCAGCAGCAACACCCACCGGACAGCAAUUUCGAUAGCUCCGGCAGUGUUUCGCACUUGAUCCACCACAAUCCUCGCCGUCAUCAUUCGGAUUUGGAUAUUAGCGAGUUGGAGCUGAAGUUUAUCAACACCAACGACCGUGCUGUGAAUGGAUCCAAUCGGCUCGCAUCGGAAGGCGGCAUCGCAACGAACGGUCCCGGUAGUGACUACACAAACCUUAUCAAGCUGCCCGCAAUAUCGAACCUAGAACAGUACCGUGGUGAUAAUGGUUGGUUACAGCUGUCCUCCUGGGACACGGUACGAUUCGGGCGGGAAGAUGAGGAUGCGGACGACGAGGAGGUGGUGGACGAGGAGGAUGAUCACGACGCGGAGGAAGAUGACGAGGAGGAGGAGGAGGAGGAAGAGGAAGAGGAGGAAGAAGAUGAGGAGGAGGAGGAGGACAAUGGGCGGCAGGAACGGGACCGAGUUACGUCGUCCUCCUGCUCGUCCAUACGCAGGCCGCGAGAGUCGUCCAACUCGACCACCAGCUUCAUCCACAGCCACCUGUCGAUAUCGUCCGACGAGGACGAUCUGCUGAACGUGGCGGAAAGGCGCGAUGGAGCGGGUGUGGUCGGGGGUGGUGCCUACAAACCGGGCGGUAACAAAUCCAAAUCGAUCGAUCUAAACGAAUUCCGCAAAGCGUUCGGCAGCAGUCCGACGCUGCUGAACGGAUUCCGUGGUGGGGCGAGCUGCACCCGGCUCGUGCCCCAGCUUUCCCGGCUCGAAACAAUCCCUUCACAGUACCGACGGGGCUACACGAACCUGAACGAUGCGUGCCUGUCGAGUUCCACCUCCGAGCUGGAGUGUGUUAGCAAUGGGGCGGCCAAGAAGAAGCAUCCCGGCCUGUUGCCCCCACCGACGGGCGACGAUUCCGGUGGGCUUUCCUCCACCCUGCUGAAGUACCACCGCAAAGAUGGCAGUGUGCCGUACGUGCGAAGCAAUGAAAAUUUGAAUCGCUACAAGAUUUCGUUGUGCACCGGGAAUGGGGCCGGCAGCAGCAGCAGCAGCAGUAGCACGGCACGCCGGCGGAUGGGCGAUAGUGACGAGCGGCUGGCGGCGGGAAGCGGUGAUGCACUGUACCUGCGGCAGCGUCAACCAUCGAUCGGGGCCGGUCGCCAUCUGCCCAGCAUACGUGAUCAUCUGGCCAGCAUUGUCGAUUCGGAAACGGCGAACGAAACGGUGGACGUUGCGGCGGGCAAUGGUCGCUCGAAGGGCGGCUCAUCCGAGGCGAACGGGAAUCGGUCGUUCGUUGUGGGAGGCGGUGAUUUUGAGUGUAGGUUUUCCCGAUUGAGCUGCUGUUCGGCGGCACCGAACGGUGGUGACGUGUCGUCGAAACCAUUCUCAGCCGGCGGUGGCAAUCGGCCAGCGGCUGGAACCUAUCUAUCCACUAAGGACCAUUCAUCAUCAGCAGUCGGAGGAGGAGGAAGCAGUGGUGGAGGAGGACUGAUGCGCACCACAUCAACCGCUGCGGCUGACGAUCGCAGCCGCUUCCUGUUUGGUGAGGAGGCGACCUCGCUGCCGCCGUACAAUAGGAGCGCCUCGUCAACACCACUCCGGCCGACCGACUACUACUUCCCGUCGGACGAAAGCUUGUUCAAUAUGGAUUCGUUCUUUGACGAUUUCGUCGAGAUUGACACAAGCGACAUAUUUGAAAGUACCGAGUUUAUCAACAUCAAUGGUGGCCCGGCAGGAAGGAAGUGCGACACCGCUGCUUCCACCAGCGCAUCGGCAACGCUGGUGCUGCCCGAGAUACAUCCGAGCAAGCAGCACCAGCAGCAACAGUCAUCAUCAUCGGCAUCUGCGGCUCAACGUCAGCGUACUCCGUACAGCGAAACCAUAGAUCAGCAGCAUCAUCAGCUCCGUGUGCUUAGGAAUCUAAAGCCGUUCCCUUCCCCAACCGAUGAUACGCGCAAGCAGUACUUCCGUGCCACAGCUCCCACCGCACCGACCAGCGAUGGUAACGCGGAUUUGGAAAUUAAUUUUUCCGCACGCCGAGCCUUCCUGCAAGCUGCUGGCCACCAGCAGCACAACGGCCACACGCAAGCGGACGGUGGUAUCGCUUCCAUCAUUCAGCACAUCGAUCGGGAACAGCUCGAGGCCGGUGAGCCGACCGCCGAUGCUUCUUCCGCCCUACUCUUUCACGACGACAGCAAGGAACGGUUGUUGCGGCUCACGGACUACCACCAGCCCGCAGCCGCAGCCGCCGCUGGUGGAACGGGCGCUGCCGCGACGCCCCAGCAACACCACACGACCGAGCAGAUCAAGUCGAAGAAGCUGCGGUGCGCGCAGUGCAACAAAAAGCUGGGCGUGAUCAUGAUCAUGAAGUGUCACUGUGAGAAAAUGUUCUGCGCCCAGCACCGGUACGCGGAGGCGCACAACUGUUCGUACGAUUUUAAGGUCGAGGGCCGGAAGGUGCUGGAGAAGAACAAUCCGCUCGUCGUGGCGGAUAAGUUACCGAAGAUUUAAACAUUUGCUUCGCAGGAGGCGGUGUUUUGGUAGAAGACCUUUUGGGAGACGAUGGUGAUAUGGUGGGGGCCGGUGAUAAUCGAAAGGGCUGCGCUUAUAGGUAAUAAUUACUAGUUUGAAGAAAACAAGGGUGUAAGAGAUUUUCGCCUACUGUACGAGCCCCGGGGAUCAAAACCGGGGAUCAUCAGCAGAAGUAAGAACAGCAUCAUUGAAUUACACUUACGUAGCUGCACCACGGCUGUAUAACUAUCUUUAUUUCACCCUUAUUUACUCAUCCCGUAUCCCAUGUCGCACCGCUCAGUAAGACGGUGGAGCAAACGUAUCUGCUUUUUAAUGAUUACCAAGAUCCAAGCAGUCCUGGAAUCCUCCUCCUCGCUUCUAAUAAUAGCAGAUGGGGGAAGGAUAGUUAUUCGCCUGCUGCGUUAGCAACUAAGAAAAGGCAGCAAAUAUUUAGCAUCAAUCCACUAAUAUCGCUGCUAUCUGUAAGUGUAAGAGUGCUUUAUGUAGGUUUGUUAGUAGUGUACUUAUACACACACACCCAAACACAACCUUAUGUCGUACCAUGUACGAUCGAAACGAGCAUUAUGUAGAUGCAUAGAUAGAGCAAUACGAAGUAGCUUGGAUGUGUGUAGUUCCAGACCGAAAUUUUGGCUUUUUUUUGUCUCUAAUAUUGGUACGUAAUAGUCAUGGACUCUGUCCAAAACUGACGAAACCCUCUUAGCCGCGCGUUCGAAAGGGAGAUGCUCUCGAAGGAUUUUUCCAGGAGCCGCUACAAUGACGAGCUGUACGAGCUGUACGACGAUCUCACCAUCGUGCAGCGAAUGAGAUUCGCCAGGCUCCGGUGGGCGGGUCACGUCAUGAGAAUGACACCGGACGACCCAGCCCGUAAAGUCCCUUUAAGGCCGUCCACACGGACAAAUUGAGAUGAAGUUGGUUGCGUUGAUGCAGUGAUAAGGCGAUUUUUUCAGUAUGACAAGACCGCCAAGAGAUUAAUUCGUGUGUCCUUGUGAUCAACCCAAACAAGGCAAAAUUGUAACGCCGCUUUCGAGAGGACUUUAUCCAUUCGAUUCUGUGCCGGAAAAGUGGAGGAUCGUCAGCUGAUCGUCAAGUCUUCGCCAGAGUUGGAUUUUGAUUUGGUACAUUUUAAGUUACUAGCUACUAAUCCAAGACUUAUUAUGCGUGUGUUUGCGCGUUAUCGCCCCCCACUCCCGGGGGGUAGAUUUAUAGUUGGGUAUUCUUGAUAAGAGCAAAUUUGGUGGGUUUUAAGAUUAAAUUCGAAGCUUCUUUUUUAAACCGUGUACCAUUACUUCGUACACAGUAAUUAGAAUGUUAAUUUAAAUAAUUUUUUUUCCUCUUUUUUAAUGUAAUCCAUCCUUGAAUAUAUACUUGAUGGUGCUUCAGCAGCAAACACGCGCACAAUUAGCGACUGUGCAUGCGGAACGAAAGAAAAAAAAACGCGGGGGGCUUUGCUUUUAAGUUUUUACCACAUUUUAAACGGGAUGAAGCUUAUAUACAACUAAUAGCAUACAUACAUUUGCCCCAGAUAUGUAUUUAUCAAACAGAUAUUUGUUAAAGGGUGUGGGAACCCUGCAGCAUAUUUUGGCAUUAGUAGCAGAGGGCAAAACAAAAAGGUAAUGAAAAUGGGCGAAGGGAGACACACACGCUUGAUUUCACGGUUUAAAAAAAAAAUUAAAUAUUAUUGCGUUAUUUUAUUCCUAUAACCACCUCAACACAUACCCGCAAAGCUUUGUAAAGUUGUAUGUAAGUCAUGAUGUAACAUAGGAUAAGAUACGUUUACACACAAACACAACAACAAAAA
This is a messenger RNA of Anopheles stephensi (Asian malaria mosquito), 7865 nucleotides long. RefSeq lists its product as uncharacterized. Gene Ontology annotation, molecular function: protein binding; zinc ion binding. Lineage: Eukaryota; Metazoa; Arthropoda; Insecta; Diptera; Culicidae. The coding region runs from base 1022 to 6046 and encodes 1674 amino acids. The transcript has 6 exons. The record is from RefSeq and is a predicted model, not a curated record.